Molecule: messenger RNA, 2817 nt
Organism: Hordeum vulgare subsp. vulgare (domesticated barley)
Lineage: Eukaryota; Viridiplantae; Streptophyta; Magnoliopsida; Poales; Poaceae
Product: probable LRR receptor-like serine/threonine-protein kinase At1g51810
Exons: 12
Coding region: 1-2793 (930 amino acids)
Biological process (GO): protein phosphorylation
Molecular function (GO): protein kinase activity; ATP binding; protein binding
Source: RefSeq, a predicted model, not a curated record
AUGGUGCUCAGGUUCAGUUCCUUGGCGAGUAUAGAGUUGACAUGGCUCCUGGCGCUGCUGUUCAUCCUGGUCACCAUGAUCCAAGUCCAUGGCCAGAUUCCCACCGCUGGGUUUGUAAACAUUGACUGUGGAUGGACAAAUAGCAGUGCCUACAACGACAGCACCUUACAGCUACAGUACCUCUCUGACGGUGAAUUUGUCGAGGGCGGUUUGAGCCACGACAUUUCAGCAGAGUCCAUGGCUGGUGCAGGGAAUGAGCAACAGAAAACCCUGAGGAGCUUCCCUAACGGCUCACGAAAUUGCUAUACGCUGCCAUCCAUCAACGGCAAGAAGUAUCUGCUGAGGGCCACAUUUACUUACGGCAACUACGAUGGGUUGAACAGGACUAUGGAUGGGUCAACGUUUUUAUUCGGGCUACAUAUAGGCGUCAAUUUCUGGGAGACUGUGAACUUGACAAACUGGGAUCAGGCAGUAUGGAAGGAGGUGGUCACCGUUGCUCCGGCCAGCAACCUGUCGGUCUGUCUGAUAAACUUCGGUACAGGGACUCCGUUCGUGUCUUCAUUGGAGCUGAGGCCACUUGACGAUCUGAUGUACCCAUUUGUGAAUUCUUCGGUGUCAAUCAGCUACUUUAAACGGAUCAGAUUUGGCAACACUGCUGAAUUUCUCACAAGAUAUCCAUUGGACCAGUACGACCGGUUCUGGGAGGCCUGGUCUUUCUCCUACAACACCUACCCCUGGAUCCCCCUAAACACUAGCAGUCGAGUGAGGAGUCUACCCGGCGACAAGGCCUUCCAGGUACCAGAGGACAUCCUAAAGCAGGCCUCAACCAUGGACACGAACUACUCCUUCCUCGAGAUCAAUGUGGGAGUGGGUCCCAACCUAGCCAAGAACCUGCAACUUCUUCCCAUCUUCCACUUUGCCGAGAUCAACAGCAGCAACCCGAGCAGGAGGUUCGACAUCUACAGCAACAACGAAUUGCUAUUCUCGGACUUCUCGCCGUCACCAUUCCAAGUGGACAGCAUGCACCAGAGCGGGCGGUUCCUGCAUAACCCUAUCGCGAAGUUCCGCCUGAACAAGACACGCAGGUCGAGGCUCCCUCCGCUCAUCAACGCGUUUGAGGUGCACUCGCUCGUUCGGAUGGAUAACCUCACCACUGACUCUGAUGAUGUCAAUUACGUGAAAGAAGUCAAGAAACACUACAAUUUGGCACGAAUAACCUGGAACGGAGAUCCAUGCUCCCCAAGAGAGUAUUCCUGGGAAGGUUUAACCUGUGACUACUCUAAGAGCAACCAGAGUCCGAGGAUUGUCGCAGUAAAUCUGUCUACCAGCGGACUGAAAGGUGGACUAGUCAUAUCAUUCAUGAACAUGGCAUCACUGGAAAACUUGGAUUUAUCACACAACAAUUUGACAGGAGCUAUUCCAGACUACCAAAUAAAGUCACUUAAAGUUCUCGAUUUGUCAUAUAAUCAGCUCGAUGGACCAAUCCCGGAUUCUAUUCUUCAAAGAUCUCAGGCUGGUCUGCUUGAUUUAAGACUAGAAGGCAAUCCCAUAUGCUCAAAAGUCAAAGAUACGUCCUGUUCAAAUACUAAGAAGAAGACCACAUCUACCGUGCUCAUCGCAGUGAUAGUUCCUGUGGUACUGGUAUCCUUCCUAGUAGUGAUGGGCAUACUAUGGAAGUUAUACUGGAAAGGGAAGUCAGGAGAUGAUGAAGAUUAUGCUAUGUAUGAAGAGGAAACUCCCCUACAUAUUGAUAUCAGACGGUUCACAUACGCAGAGCUGAAACUCAUAACUAAUAACUUUCAAUCAAUCAUCGGAAAAGGAGGUUUUGGUAUUGUUUAUCAUGGCAUGCUCGAAAAUGGUGAUGAGGUAGCUGUUAAGGUGCUUAUGGAGACAUCAAUAGCAGAGUCAACAGACUUCCUCCCUGAGGUGCAAACUUUGUCUAAAGUUCAUCACAAGAAUCUCGUGACUUUGCAAGGAUAUUGCCAGAACAAGAAGUGCCUUGCACUCGUUUAUGACUUCAUGCCCAGAGGAAAUCUUCAACAGCUUCUAAAAGGAGGAGAUGAUUAUAGUUUGACUUGGGAACAACGACUUUAUAUUGCCCUUGAUGCUGCACAAGGACUGGAGUAUCUACAUGAGUCAUGCACCCCAUCAAUAGUGCACAGAGAUGUGAAGACCCCAAACAUCCUUCUGGACAAGAAUCUGGUGGGGGUAAUAUCUGAUUUUGGGCUUUCACGGGCUUUUAACGAUGCUCACACGCACAUAUCUACUGUUGCUGCUGGAACUCUUGGCUACCUCGACCCUGAGUACCAUGCAACUUUCCAACUCACUGUCAAGACAGACGUUUACAGCUUCGGCAUCGUGCUCUUGGAGAUCAUCACCGGCCAAUCCCCAGUAUUUAAUGACCCUCAAACCGUCCACCUACCAAAUUGGGUGCGGCAGAAGAUAGCUAAAGGCAACAUUCAUGAUGUUGUAGACAGGAGGCUGCUGGAUCAGUAUGAUGCCAGCUCCCUGCAGAGUGUGGUAGACCUUGCCCUGAACUGCGUCGAAAACGCAGCCAUCGACAGGCCCACCAUGACAGAGGUUGUUUCAAGGCUCAAAGUGUGGUUGCCAUCGGUUUCAAGCGAUAAGCAGUCUACUUCUGGGACUCCUCGACGUAGGUACUCCAUGAAUACUGAUAUGCCAAAGCAGUUCCAGUUAAUGAUUUCAGGAGUAAGCGAUGCGGAAAGUUCCUUCCAGUCUGGAUAUACCAGUGGGAAUGGGAUGUCACAAGCAACCCUCUUUUCUGGACGGUGAAAGGAAACGCCUAUCAUGUUACUA